AUGUGGAGGGGAUUCCGUGGCGCAGCAGAGUUUAUGAAAGUCUGCACUGGACUCCUUCUGGGGAUGAGCGAAUUGGUAAUUCGAGCGGAUCAAGGUGGUUUGGAAAUCAUCGAGGAAUUCAGCAACGCCCAUCAAAUCUUGAACCCAUUGCGAACGAAAACCGGGUACCGCUUACAAGAGGAUCACGAUAACGAUAACGACGAGGACGAGGAUGAGGAUGAAGAUGAAGAUGAGGACGAGAAUGUCGACGGCGAUGGUGGGCGCGGUGGCGGACUAUCGAAGGGGGGAAACAACACCAAACGUGGGCGAGGCUCAAACAAGCGUCCCCGCACCGGAGGCGUUGCUGGUGACGAAGACGCUCAGGAAAGCAAGGUCCUCUAUUUGGGGGGAUCCGACAUCUGA
This is a messenger RNA of Marasmius oreades (fairy-ring Marasmius), 402 nucleotides long. RefSeq lists its product as uncharacterized. The coding region runs from base 1 to 402 and encodes 133 amino acids. The transcript has a single exon. Lineage: Eukaryota; Fungi; Basidiomycota; Agaricomycetes; Agaricales; Marasmiaceae. The record is from RefSeq and is a predicted model, not a curated record.